AGCAAACGUGAUGACCACUACACUAUAGGACCUUGUUAUUAAAUACUGGCCGGUCUAGAGGUAUUAGUGCGCCAGUUUAUGUUAAGAAAUAGCUUCCCGGGGAUGGGGAUUUAGGGUUUAUGGCGCUGCUCCGACGCUACGGGCAGCUCACGGCGGUUCUCCACCAGGGCUCGUGGCGCCAAUGCGCCGGGAGGAGCUUCCACUGUGAUCGGGUGCUGCGAGACGAUGAGGCGCCAGACGCUGGGCCUGGCGAUGGCGGUGAGGAGCAAGGCAAGAAGCGGGAGUAUUUCACGACGGUUUCCAGGAGAUACAAAGCUAGAAUGGCCGUGGAGAGGCUGUUCAAGAGAGCUGCUGCCAAGGAGGCUGAAAAUGCUGCUUCUGGUGACCAGGAAGCUAAGCCCGAUGUUACCACGAUUUCGAUAGAUCCAGCUCCGCAUGUCAAGACCAAGAAGCUCGGUAAAACUGCGGCUUUUAUCAUGGAGAUUCUAAACAAGGAAGCUGUUGCUCAAGCUAAACAAGAGAGAGAGAUCCCCGCGCUCAAGCCGGGCUACGUUAUCCGCGUUAAAGUGGAAGAGCCGCAGAACAAGCGAAGAAUCCAAGAGUACAAAGGAAUUAUUAUUGCCAUGCGAAACAAUGGCAUACACACCACUUUCAGGCUCAGACGGCAAAUCGGAAACACUUUCGUGGAGAAUGUUUUGCCACUCUAUUCCCCACUUAUAAAAGAGUUUGAGAUUCUGGACAUAAAGAAGGUGAGAAGAGCUAAGCUCUACUACCUCCGACGCGGGGAGCACAAGCUCAAGUCGCUGAGCAUGAAGAAGAGGAAGCUCCUCACCGCGGCCGCCACAGGGAAAACAAUCACUCCAGAGUUCAAGCUCCCUCCCCCGCCAGCCUCGGAUUGAAUUGCAGCAGCACAGCAGCUCAUCCAUUUAUUUUUGUCUGAGAGUUUUGGUGUGGGUGUUGCGAGCUUCUCUCUUCCUCACUCAUUCACUCGCUCUCUCUUCUCUCAUGGGCGGAUGGAUCAGAUCACUGAAAGCGAUAUCCUGCGGAGAAAAGGUGCGUCAUACUUAUUCCGUCGUUAUAGCCAGGACCUUUUUGUCAAAUCAAAUGGAAGUGUCCCUCUCGAGGGGCAAAUCCAUGUGCUUCCAAUUCAAUGCAAGAGGUUGAGCAACACA
This is a messenger RNA of Selaginella moellendorffii, 1172 nucleotides long. Its product is annotated as 50S ribosomal protein L19. The record is from RefSeq and is a predicted model, not a curated record. The coding region runs from base 120 to 899 and encodes 259 amino acids. The transcript is spliced from 6 exons. Gene Ontology annotation, molecular function: structural constituent of ribosome. NCBI's taxonomy places the organism in Eukaryota, Viridiplantae, Streptophyta, Lycopodiopsida, Selaginellales, Selaginellaceae. Gene Ontology annotation, cellular component: ribosome. Gene Ontology annotation, biological process: translation.